AUGGCGAGUCACAACGAAUAUUUGGAUAUUAUGGAGUUUAAUCCGAAGAAAGCACGGGAUCUUUAUGUACAAACUGUUUCAUGUGACGACGCAGCUCAUCUUUCUGUUCAAGAGUAUCUUCAGAAAGCCUUGAACGAAGUCAAUGGACGCAUUCUUGGAAUACCAAAACAGGAGCAAAGUGGAGAGGAUUUGUGCGGCGAGGAAGAACUGGAUUAUUGUGCACUCUGGCACUGCCUUGAAAAUAGACUGGUUGUUUCAAUGUAUGUUAGACAAGGGCUGACUUGA
Molecule: messenger RNA, 285 nt
Organism: Trypanosoma brucei brucei TREU927
Lineage: Eukaryota; Euglenozoa; Kinetoplastea; Trypanosomatida; Trypanosomatidae
Exons: 1
Coding region: 1-285 (94 amino acids)
Source: RefSeq, a predicted model, not a curated record